GUUGGCUUAGUUGGUAACAUUAAGGCUAACCAAAAACAAUUAUAAGGUAGAUAGAAGUUAACUUCAAACUAAUAUUUCUAGCUAUAUCAAGAUGAGCAACCGUUUGCUUCAAAGUCUACGCAAACUUCUUGAGACUGAGGAAGGAGCUGAUGAACUUUUCAACUCCAAUCAUGGCACUGCAAACUCAUUCAACAACCAUGGCAACGGGAAGCAAGAUUUCUCCCGUGCAAAGAUCAACAGUGGAGCAAACUCCGGUGACCGGAAUAGGUACCACACCGCAAACAACUACGGUGGUCGCACCAUAAAUAAUAGGGGGAGCACUUUCAAUGGUCAUGGUAAUGGUAGCAUUAUUGAUGGUGACUUUAAUGCCUCCACAACAAACUACAACCAUUGAAUUAUGUAUUGAUACAUAUAUGAUGUGUAUAAUAUGAUCAUAUAUCGGACUAUAUAUGGUGUGCUAUCAAUAAUAUGCAAUAGAGCUACACCUCUAAUUGUCUGUA
This is a messenger RNA of Medicago truncatula (barrel medic), 500 nucleotides long. RefSeq lists its product as uncharacterized. The coding region runs from base 92 to 394 and encodes 100 amino acids. Lineage: Eukaryota; Viridiplantae; Streptophyta; Magnoliopsida; Fabales; Fabaceae. The transcript has a single exon. The record is from RefSeq and is a predicted model, not a curated record.